UUCAGUUCGGAAUCCAGACAUUUUCAAAGUAAAUAUGAUGCUGAAAGCCACAAGAGAUGCAAUGGGAGAUUAUUCCAAAAAUUCUUCCUUACCUCAUAACUUCUACUCUGAAAGCUCCUCUUCCUCCUCCGAUGAUGAUCGUGAGGAUGAAGUUAGUGAGAUCCAUGACCAGGUUAGAAGGUCAAUGAUGAGGUAUGGAGUGGAUGCUCGGAAGAAGAAUGUCAGGAUCUCUCAGAUUAUUUAAAAUCAUCGCGUUUGCUGCAGCAAUAAUAGUGAUUCCUGCUGAGUUGAUUCUUCGCGAUGUGCUAAUGGAUGCGGAGCAAGGAUUUAUUUCUAGAUUCCAGAGAGCUUUACAUCAUUCAUUUUGGGCAACUCUAGCAAAAAUCAUAAUCUACACAGGAGAAGUGAAGUUUAUCGAAGGUUGGGCUGUAUUUUUAUAUCUCUCCUCAGACAGCUUGCUUGGAUUCAAGGCUUCCAUGGUUACCUUUACAGGGGUGCUUCUCAUUGCCUUACUUAAACUACUUUAUCAGAUUCCUCGCCCAUUCUGGAUAUCUACUGAAGUUCAAGGAAAAGCUUGAAACUUUGACUUCUCAGGGCCUUCCGAUCAUGUAUUUUUGGCUACUUUCUUCUACUCAUAUGUUAUCUUAAUCUAUUCCAAGUACACUGACAGGCUUGCGAAUAAAUUACAAAUCGGGCUUUUAUUGAUGAAUAUUCUUGUGGUCAUUCUUAAUGCUCUAGCCUUGAAUUAUUUAGGGAGCACCUUCCUUUUCCAGAGCCUCAUUGGAGCUAUUUGUGGUGUCCUAUACUGAAUAUUCUGUGUAACAUUUGAUGCGGAUAUCCAUUCUGCAUGUGAAAGAAUAGCAUUUUUGAUUAAAACUUCCAGAUACAUGAAAUUCAAAGUUUUUUUCAUAGCACUCGGAGUAUUUGUGUUGACAUUUAUGUAUUUCAACAGCGUCUUGGUCACUUUUAAAGUAGACCAUCUAUGGAUCCAGAAUUCAAUAGAUGAUUGAAACAAGAACAUUAAUUAUGAAGCCAGAAUGGGCAUUGAUCCUACAUUUGAAGACACAUCUAUUAUUUUUGGAAUCAUAGGAGCCACUUUUGGUGCAUCCACAGCUAAUAUCACCAUCGGAAAUAUUGUAUGGUCCCAUACAGUUUGGUGGAAACGGCUGCUAAGGGGCCUGAUUGGGUUUAUCUUCAUUGUUGGGAUCCAUCUCUUGCCUUUGCUCAUAGCUUAUCAUGAUUUUACAACUAAAUAUUUCUUUAAUGAGUUGGUUCCAACUUUAGCUGCCUCUUACAUAGCAUUUGGAAUCAUACCAAUUUUAUGAAAUUACUUGAAGCUUACCAAUCAAUAUCAUGAAAGGUCACAAUCUGUGUUGUCAGUUGCUUCUUUCCGCCAAGUAAUUCAGAACGAAUCUGGUAGCUCAUCCAGUAAACCAAGUAGCGAGGAGUCUAAAAGGAUGCAGGAUUCCAUUAUCAACCCCAAACAUGAAGAAAAGAAAUUGCCCUUUAAAAGAAGCGUUGCCAGCAAUAAUGCAGAUGGUGAUAAGUCAGAUGAUAUCCCUCUUUUAUCUAAAGAGUAAUUUAUUAGUCCAAAUUGCUUUUAUAACCAAGGUUUCA
Messenger RNA from Moneuplotes crassus, 1617 nucleotides. The record is from the annotation of a GenBank genome assembly. NCBI's taxonomy places the organism in Eukaryota, Ciliophora, Spirotrichea, Euplotida, Euplotidae.